GGCCGGCCAGUGCGCUCUGUUCGUUUAUAAUAAGUGGCCAUAGGGAAAAAAACCGUCCCUCGACUCUCGACCCUCGACUCACGACUCACUCAACUACACAGUUGUCUCCAUCCGCUCAUUUUUGUCUUCUGGCGCAGUUCUUUGAAAAGAGAGGCAAACAAUUCGGCGUUUCCAUCUCGCAAACCACUACACAGCCGCAGGCGAUUGAUUGUCCACAGCCCACGUCGACAAAAUGUUCGACAUUGACUGGAAGGGCCUCGCCCUUCCAUUCGCCUACCUGCUUGUUCUCGGCGGUGCUCUCAUGACCUUUUCUACCAUCUAUCGCAGACGGAAGGCUGCUGAAAGCGCAAACCUCGCACCUUGGUUCGGCCCUCACCUCCAGCGAGACAUCUAUCUUUCCCUCUUGCACCUUGAUCCCGAAGAGGGCGGCGAAAAGUCCCCCAAGGUCCCCGAUGGUGUCCUGCGAGCAGCCCUUCUCCGACGCGCAGUUGAGGAUAUCGAGCGCCUGAUCCACAUCAAGACCGCCAAGCAAGCAUGUGGCUCGCUUCUGCAAAGAGGAAGCGUAGGCGAUGACCUUUGGCAACGUUUCCUACGCGCUGAGAAAGAAAUGGAAGAGGAGCUUAGAGAUGUUGUUACAGAGGCCAAUGCCCUGGCACCAAAUUGGGGCACCAUCAUCUUCCAGUCCGCCCACGAAAUCGCCGCCAACACAAAGCUCCGCCAGCGCCUAGACGAGAUCCAAGCCCAGACUGAUGCCGAGAAGGCUUGGUGGGACAAGAAGAGGGGACAGAUCCAGGCAGACUUCAUGAAGGAACUUGAAGAGUCUGAGAAGGGCUCAACAAAGGACGGGAAUGAGGAUGACGCCGUGGUAGUUGACUCACCAAAGAAGGGUGGCAAGAAAUAAUAGAAGAGUGAGAUGGAGAGGCAGAUGUAGACGCGAGGCUGGUGGUUUCAACACAGUUACUGUGUCAAUGUACAUAUAUUCAUUCGAGGGAGAGAAGGGAAAGGGUCACUUUGGUUCUUCAUAGGCCCAAUUACAUGAAUGCAAAAUCAGGUCCUGGGAAAUCUCAUUGCAGAAAGCUUUUAAAAAUUAUCAAAGAAAAUACAAAAUAAAAAUACAUAAUGGGACCAGAAAAGUUCGGCAUACUUCAGCAAAGGAUUGA
This is a messenger RNA of Trichoderma atroviride IMI 206040, 1160 nucleotides long. RefSeq lists its product as uncharacterized. Gene Ontology annotation, biological process: post-translational protein targeting to membrane, translocation. NCBI's taxonomy places the organism in Eukaryota, Fungi, Ascomycota, Sordariomycetes, Hypocreales, Hypocreaceae. Gene Ontology annotation, cellular component: Sec62/Sec63 complex. The record is from RefSeq and is a predicted model, not a curated record.